Messenger RNA from Megalopta genalis, 1439 nucleotides. The record is from RefSeq and is a predicted model, not a curated record. NCBI's taxonomy places the organism in Eukaryota, Metazoa, Arthropoda, Insecta, Hymenoptera, Halictidae.
UCACGCAUAUAUACGCAGCACGAGGCUCGGAAGCUCACAAUUUUUGUGCUUGAGUUUGAGUGCGUUAAGCUCUAUCGGCUUCUCUCACGCGUUCUGCUAAUUGUCAACGAAGUUAGCCGUAUUCGACAUGCCUGGACGUCCGCUUUGGCAGGUUGCUGGGAAACGAGAGGCUAGCCAGGAGGCUGAAGCCCAACAAUGGAUCGAGACGGUGGUCGGAGAGAGAUUUCCAUCAGGUGUGAGUUACGAAGAUUCCUUAAGAGAUGGGGUCCUUCUUUGCAAACUUAUGAACAAACUGCAACCGGGACUUAUCACCAAGAUCAACACCUCCGGCGGCGAUUAUAAGAUGAUGGAUAACCUUAAUCAUCGACUUUCCGCAAUCGACAGUGUUUUGCUUCGGAACGACUCUCGACUCGCACCCUAUCGACAUCGAGACCAUUGGUCACCGACUCUCGCCGGAAUCGAGAGAUCCAACCAUCAGCGACUAUUGACCUCGAGUUUAUCCCUUCGAGGCCAACGAUUCCGCCAUACUUGGACACUCAAGAACCGCGACAAUAGCUGUUCCAGCUGUUCGCGGUGUAGAUACCUCUUGCCGUUCUCUGACAGCCUGCUAAAUAAGUACCAAUAAAGUCUGAGGUCGGGUUACCGUCGCGCGUCGCAGUGAACGCAGACGGACCGAUGCCUCUCUCGCAGUAGCUAAAUCCUGGCCAGAUGAUUCUCUAGCGUUAUCGUUCAGACUCGCUUCGAACUUAAUAUUCGAUCUGUUGAACAUUUGAAACGACUGUUUAUAUUGUCUUGUAUUGCUCGAAUGGCAAUAAUCUACAUUCGUUCAUUCUCCGUUUUGGUAAAAUUAGUCUCUCUACUGCAUUAUGAAUACAAAUCAACCACCUCGCGCUACUGUCUCUCAGUACAAGUAUAUUCUAGUUUAAUUACGAAAUGUUAAAAAACGAUUUAGUGUGAUGUCCACAACUAUUGCCCGCAAGAGACAACGUGGCAACAAUCAGUGUCCCCAGUGGAGACUACCCACUAGCGUAUAGUAUAGUCCCGCACACAAAUGGUGGCGAUACUGGCGAUCUGCAGCGAGUCUCCAACGGGCACUUUAUUCCGCGUUAUUCAAACCAUAGCAUUUUUUAUUCAUACAAUUUUCUUUCUUUCUACAAAUCCUAUACUACUUCUAAUAGCCUAAAUCUUCUAAUACAUUAUUACUGUCGUUUCCUAUUUCCAUAGCAAUAUCCGGAACAAUUAGGUUUCGUGCUAAAAUUAUGCUAUAUCUUGUAAAAGCGUAUGUCUAUUUAUAAAUCCUUUCCCUUUUCCAUAUUCCUAUUUCUAUUGUUCAGAAUAACUUGAUGCAUCGACAUCCUGUAAGAAAACCAUACGAUAACAAGGCAAAAUAUAAUUAGUUAACAUAAUAAAUAACUAACCAAACUUCAAACAGCAAUUAA